Messenger RNA from Tympanuchus pallidicinctus (lesser prairie-chicken), 1662 nucleotides. RefSeq names its product arsenite methyltransferase (gene AS3MT). Gene Ontology annotation, molecular function: arsenite methyltransferase activity. The transcript is spliced from 11 exons. NCBI's taxonomy places the organism in Eukaryota, Metazoa, Chordata, Aves, Galliformes, Phasianidae. Gene Ontology annotation, biological process: toxin metabolic process; arsonoacetate metabolic process. The record is from RefSeq and is a predicted model, not a curated record. Gene Ontology annotation, cellular component: cytosol. Bases 306 to 1577 code for a protein of 423 amino acids.
GUUCCUGGUGCUUGGAUCAAAGCUGCCCUUUGGAGCAGUUUCCCUGAAGCUUCUUGAGAAUAAAAGAGCUGUCCCAGGCACUACCAUGCUGCAGCUGUGUGUGCUGCCGGUCACCCUGACCAGUGUGGAACAGCAUGGCAUACUGCUUCACUCCAGGAUCUUCCUGUGGACACUGUCCAUGUUGCAGGUGGCUUAUUCCCCACCGGAGCUCCCAUCUGCAGGGGUUGGAACAUCACCCUGUGGUUUCCCUGCGUUUGGGCAAGCAGGAGGUGAGAUGGACUGCGCUGUGAGAGGGACAGAGCUGGAUGGGAAUGGCUGCUGGUGCUGGCAGCAGGCAGGGCUGCAUGCUAGGGUUUGAGGCCUGCUGGGAACUGACCUCGGGAGGGAACAAAAGAGCCGGGGCGGAGCGUGGCCAAGCUGCAGCUGGAAGCAUGGCUGCCCCGUGCAGGGACUGCGCCCCCGAGGACCGGAUCUCCCAGGACCAGAUCCACCACGAGGUGCAGGAUUACUAUGGCAGAGAGCUGCAGAAGUCAGAGGACCUGAAAACCAACGCCUGCAUCACACCGACCAGGCCCGUUCCCAAGGCGGUGAGAGAUGCUCUGCAGCGUGUCCAUGAGGAGGUGGUGGCCAGGUACUAUGGCUGUGGCCUGGUCAUCCCGGAGUGCCUGGCAUCCUGCCGGGUCCUGGACCUGGGCAGCGGCAGUGGCAGGGACUGCUACAUGCUGAGCCAGCUGGUGGGGGAGCAGGGCCAUGUCACCGGCAUCGACAUGACUGAGGCACAGGUCGAGGUGGCAAAAAAGCACAUUGCCUAUCACAUGGAGAAGUUCGGCUACCAAAAGCCAAACGUGGAAUUCCUCCAGGGCUACAUGGAGAACCUCGGUGAUGCUGGGCUGACUGAUGAGAGCUAUGAUAUUGUCAUCUCCAACUGUGUGAUCAACCUCGCCCCUGACAAGAGGGCUGUGCUUCGGGAGGCCUACCGUGUGCUGAAGCCUGGAGGAGAGAUGUACUUCAGCGAUGUCUAUGCCAACCAGCACCUGAGUGAAGCCAUGAGGAAGCACAGGGUGCUGUGGGGAGAGUGCCUGGCAGGAGCCCUGUUCUGGAGAGACUUGUACAGCAUUGCCAAGGAGGUGGGUUUCAGCCCUCCGUGCCUGGUCAACGCCAGCCCCAUCACUGUCAGCAACAAGGAGCUAGAGAGAAUCAUUGGUGACUGCUGCUUCGUCUCAGCCACGUACCGGCUCUUCAAGGUGCCAGGGAGCAGCUGGGCCGGGCCAGGCCAGGUCAUCUACAAUGGUGGGAUUGUAGGGCAUGAGCGAGAGCUGGUGUUUGAUGCCAACUUCACCUUCAAGGAAGGAGAAGUGGUGGACGUGGAUGCUGAAAUGGCUGUGAUAUUGCAGAGCUCCAGGUUUGCAGACAAAUUCCUGAUCCAGCGUGGUGGGACUGAUGUUGCUGCACCACAAGGCUGCUGUCCUGGGAAGAUGAAGGAGAAGAUCUGUGACCCCUUCCUGUUGCUGCAGCAGCGGGCAGCCCCAGCUCCUGCCUGUGGUGCUGCCAGGACCUGCGGGCCACAGGGCUGCUGAUCGGACAGCGAUGUCUCCACAGCGUUGGGAGCGGGGGGGCUGUGGCUUCACCGGAGAGAAAAUACAAAGAAAUAGUUGAGCAGUG